Theileria orientalis strain Shintoku is the source of this 4872-nucleotide messenger RNA. RefSeq lists its product as hypothetical. Gene Ontology annotation, cellular component: condensin complex; condensed chromosome. Gene Ontology annotation, biological process: mitotic chromosome condensation. Lineage: Eukaryota; Apicomplexa; Aconoidasida; Piroplasmida; Theileriidae. The record is from RefSeq and is a predicted model, not a curated record. The coding region runs from base 1 to 4872 and encodes 1623 amino acids. The transcript has 8 exons.
AUGGUAGACACAAGAGCAUCGAGGCGAGUAACUAGGACCACUACUAAGAAUAUUAGUAGGUCUUCUACGACCAGUGCCAGGGGUAAGAAGGCUACAAAGCCCAGUACUGGUGCCCCUGGUGAUUCGGAUGGUAGCGACAAUGAGCGACUUGAGAUUCUGGAUUUGCUGCUAGAUUCUACCCCAAAUAAUCCUCUGGGAGCUUUGGGCUCCACUGCUCCAGCCGAAUCCACGGAUGGUACCACCGCCCGUACCACAGGACGGUCAGACAGCAGUGAAUCUGCAGACGUGGAUGCUUAUACUGAGGUUUGUAAGGCCCCUGAACCUCCACGCAAGAGAGGGAGGAAGCCAGGCAAAUCAGCCAGUAAGAGGGAAAGUGAUCCCGGCCCUGAAGGGCGACUCCCAAAGAAACCCAAAGGCAAAGCUGAUGACCAAUUGGACCAACAGCUGAGGGAGCUAAGCAGUCAGCUAGGGUCAAAGAAUCCCCAAGUAUACCAGCACGUAAACCAGCUAUUGAAAAACAUAUGCACCUCGACAGAUAAAAUAUACUCAAACUACCUAACGGCAGACGAAGCGUUCGUGUUACUAGCCAAAGAUGUGGCCCUGUUGGCCUCCAGUUUGACACCGAAAAAGGGCACUAAAGCAGCCUUAAACCUGGUCAAAAGCAAUAAUCUGAUGGUGCAAAACGAAUUAAUGAACGUAUUAUACGAGAAGUUAGUGCUGGUAAUCAUAUACACAUGUAAAAACAAGGUGGACUCCAAAGUAAUAGACAACGUAGCGAAGCUGAUAUACAAGCUAACAAAUGAAGUGCACGAACGAAUUGUGUGCUUGAAUGCAAAUGAUAAUGAACACAAUCAAAACAAGCUGUUGCUGCAUAUCUGGGACGUGCUCCUGGUGUUGAUUUACUGCAAGGAGAAGAGGCUGAGGAUUAACUUUACGCUCUUUCUGGAAACGUUUGUAAGGAAUGCGUGUCUGGACGAAGUUGUGAUUAACUCGCAACUGUACAAAAAGCACAUCAACGCGCUGCUUAACCUGAUGAACGACGGGUACUCGCAGGUGUACGUGACGUCGCUGAAGCUGUUGCAGUCGUUUCAGGCGCCGGAGGUGUUGAACAUACUGAUGCUGAACCUGGAGCACCCGGAGGAGGACAUCAGGCACACGACAGUGCAGAUCCUCGACAUAGUCAACUUCGAGAUCCUGGAGGCGCUGAUACUGAAGCUGACGGACACGUCGGCGAAGGUGCGCUCGGCAAUAUACGCGAAGCUAGGGCCUCUCCUGAGCAGCAUUCCGACGGCGUACAUGCUGUACGUGUUUAACAGGGCACUGAAGGAAAACGGAGUGAGUGGAGACCAGGGGACGAAGGGAGAGGUGAAGAGAGAGAAUAGUAAGCUGAGAGGAGUUGGCAGAGAAGGGGGAGUGAAGCACGAGGGAAUACUGGGAUUCUACGAAGCAAUGACGGCCUGGAUAACGGAGCUAGGGCUAGUAGGCUACGUGGAGCUGCUGAUGGGAAGCACGCUGCAGUUGGAAGUGGUGCUGAGUGUGAUGGUGAAGUACUUCACCCACGUGGCAAGUAAACUUAACAGGGACGAAGGCGGAGACAGGGCAGUAGAAGACGCGGAGCGCAUAUACAACGAGCUGGUGAGCAACAAGGAUAACCUGUUGCUGAUGUACGUGAACAGCCAGCUGACAGGGGACGGCAGCGUGGAGUUGAGUGUGCUAGUGAGCAGGCUGAGAGGGAUAGUGGCAGAGCUGACCAACACUACUGACACAGGAUUUACUAACACCACUGACACUGGAUUCACGAAGUCAGGAACGAAGGAGACAACGACCUCGGAGGUGGAUGGAGAGGGAGGUAAGGUUGGCGAGGCAGAUAAGGUUGGAGAAAGUAGAACUCGUGUUAGCAGGUUUAAUACGCUGAGUGGGAAGAACGCAACGGCUGAUAGCGGCAGCGAAGACGCUGAGAAGAUUUUUAAGUCGGUGAACGACGUGAACCUGGUGCUGAAAAUGCUGGCACCGAAGCUGGCAAAGGGAGACCUGUCGAGCGAGUUCAGAGGAGUGGAAGGCUCAGACGGCGCGCUGGAAACGCUGAUAUCGAUUCAAAGUGACCUGAAGAGACUGCUGCUGCUGGUGCCGAUGAAGUUCAUCACUGUGACUCUGAUAGACGAGUACGUCAAAAUGACGAACAUGGACUCGGACUACUCGCUGAACAGCAGCUACCUGAUAGUUAACAACCCAGUGUACUACCUGCUCCUGCUGCUCAACAUGCUGAACGCGAGCUGCGGAGCCGGAGGGUUCAGCAGCAGAGGGAGGCAGAAGUCAGGCAGAAGCGACGAAGGCGGCAUCCUGACGAGAGCAAACACGCUAGACAGCGCAGAAGUGGUCCUGGAGACACUGAAGGACAUCUACGACCCGUUCGAACUCAACGACAUCAAGAACAUCAGAAUAGUUAUCAACGACCUGAAGGUGGUGAGGAUGAACGAAAUCGAUAGCUAUAACUUCAAAAGUUACUCGCUGGACCACCUGACGCAGUUCUCGAGUCAGCUGCAGGGGCAGCUUAAGGUGCACCAGGACCACCAGAGGGAGCUGGUAUACAUGCUCAACGAGACUGGCACGAAGGGCAGUGGAUCAAAGAAUGCGAGGAAUGGAAAGGCGAGGAAAAAUAAGCUGGAUGAGGAAAUAAGGCAAAACGUGCACCUGAUGAAUAAGCAGCAAAGGCUGUUGUAUAAAAUAAAAAUGGAAAUUAAUAACAGGCACCUGCACAUCCUAGUGAUCAUCUACAUAUACCUUAAUUUGUAUAGCAUAUCAGCAUGUGCAAUUAGUAGAGGAGGCGUGGGAACUGGAUUGGAGCUCGCUAAUGGAGACUUGUAUAGCAGUAGCAGCGGAGUGAACAGUAUAUUCAACAUAUACAUAAUGCCAAUACUGACGUCGUUUUCAACAUCAAGCAGUGUUGUCUCAUCAGGUUCUAGCAACGUUGGGGACAGUGAUGGUGAGACUGGCGGAGAUGAAGGCAAAGAUGGGUUGGAUGAGUUGGAGUACUACAACAACACCAUAGUGUUGAUGUGUCUGUGCAUAUAUAACAUUGAACUGGGAAUAUACUAUGUGUUGUUGAACAAUCUGAUAAGUAUGUUGGAAAAUGAUACGAGAUGUGGUAAUAGUGGUAAGAAUGAGAAGAAGAGUCCAACGAGAAGUAGUAUAGAAGUUAACAAGAUGCCCAUGAGAGAUAAUGACAUAUACAUAUACAAGUUGGAAAUAAUACUAAAGAUAAUAGUGGAUUUGCUACACCUACUGCACGUAAACAAUGUACUGGCUGGAACAAAUGGAAGAGAUAAGAAUGGAUUGGCUGUAAGUGGAAGUGGUAGGAGUGGAUCAAGUGCAAAAGGAGGGAGUAAGGGGAAGAGUAAGAGUAGUGAAGCAGAAGGAAGUAACAGUGGUGUUAACGAGGAAGUAGUUGAUGGGAUAUUCGAGAAGAUGUUGCAAAUAAUUAAUGGAAGUAUAAAAAUAAACAGCUACGUUCACUCGAUAGUGAUUAAGCUGUUGGUAAAAACAGUGCCAAUGGUUAACACGCAAACGCUGUUGACAAGUUACACAGUGUGUAUGUUGGAGUUGCUGCUGUUUGUGCCACCAGGGAUUAGCAGUAACGCACGAGGUGUAUCGCAUUUUACAGGAGCAGCGACGAGUGGUGCAGCAGCAAAGCAGGGGAUGUGGAAGAGAGAAGUCUUGUUCAACGUGAUAAGUAACCUCUACAAUAAGAAGUACGACCUGGUAAACAGCUGCAUAGGGGAAGUGAUCAGCACGACGUUCAAAUACCUGCUGAGCGGAGAAGGAGCGUUGAAGGAGGAGGUGCUCUGCAGGUUUAAGUUCUUCUUUAUAUACCUGUUCAACGUACACAGAAGCACGACGGCUAACAGGGGCGAUGGUGGUAACAGUAGUAGCAGUAAUGGAAACGGCAACUAUGGUAAUGGUAACAAUGAUAGUAACAGUGAUGGCAACAGUAAUGGUAACAGUAAUAGCAGUAAUGGUAACAAUGAUAGUAACAGUGAUGGCAACAGUAAUGAUAACAACUAUGGCAGCAACGACACAGGUAGUAACAGCAAUGGUAACAACGACUAUCAUAGCAACGACCGUAAAGGCAACGACGGCAAUAGUGCAGCCAGGUGUAAAAAUGACAUAUACGGGCAUGUGGCAAGCAUAUUUCACGAGCUGCUGGGAGUAAAGUAUGUAAACGUCAACGAGUUGCUGUUCCUAGUGCAGUACCUGUUGAACACGACGACGGGUGACACGUUCGAUGACGAAGGUAGGAGUGGCCUUAAGGAUGGCAAUGGUGAGAAUGGUGAUUCGGAGUCGACAAGAGACUCGAAUAAACAGCUGUUGUAUGUGGCACUGAAGAGGUACUACGAAGAUAACCACAAGUACCUGAAGAGUAACAAGUUGGUAAAACUGGUACUGGAUCAGCUGUCGUUCAGUGUUGACACGACAGCAGCAGCAAUGGGAACGGCGGUCGCUGCCUCCAAAGGUGUUAAGAGCAGUGGAUACGGCACGGUUUCUAAAGGUUCCACGAGUGGUGCACGUGGUACAGGGUCAGACUAUUACGAAGACGGGGACUGGCAUAGUAAAAUGUAUAGAACGCCGACAGCGAGCAUGGGCGCAGCCAGACAGGGUACGACGCCGUACUGCAAGUUCCUGUGUGUGAUGAGCAGCGCAGGAAAGACGCCGAGCAGGUCAGUGAGGAGAAGCAGACGCAGACAGGAAAGCGUAAGCAGCGAGGAGAGCUACUUCACAGUCACGAGUGACACCACGGAGUUGACGGAAAACACCGAGGAGACGCUCAGCAGUGACUCUGAGGAGGACUCCGAGACUUCGAGCUCAGAAUACUAA